CUUGCUGAAAGCUACACUUCUCUCUCACCUGGAGGAAUAAACCUAGAAAGUUCAAAAUGUGUGAUGCUUUUGUAGGUACCUGGAAACUUGUCUCCAGUGAGAACUUUGACGAUUACAUGAAAGAAGUGGGAGUGGGCUUUGCCACCAGGAAAGUGGCUGGCAUGGCCAAACCCAACAUGAUCAUCAGUGUGAAUGGGGAUGUGAUCACCAUUAAAUCAGAGAGCACCUUUAAAAACACCGAGAUUUCCUUCAAACUGGGCCAGGAAUUUGAUGAAGUCACCGCAGAUGACAGGAAAGUCAAGAGCAUCAUAACCCUAGAUGGUGGUGCCCUGGUCCAGGUGCAGAAGUGGGAUGGAAAAUCAACCACCAUAAAGAGAAAACGGGAGGAUGAUAAGCUGGUGGUGGAAUGCGUCAUGAAAGGAGUCACUUCCACCAGAAUUUAUGAAAGAGCAUAAACCCGGGGACACUGAGCUGGACUGAAGUUUGCAUUGAAUUCUACGACAUUCUGUUGGAAGUAUUGUUUAAACAGAUAUUGUUAUUUUUUGCUAAUUAUCAAGGAACUAAUUUUCCCCCAAGCUGAUUUUUUUGCCUGUGGUUGUGUUGAUUAAAUAAAAAUUUUUAGAU
This is a messenger RNA of Lepus europaeus (European hare), 624 nucleotides long. RefSeq names its product fatty acid binding protein 4 (gene FABP4). Gene Ontology annotation, molecular function: fatty acid binding. Bases 57 to 455 code for a protein of 132 amino acids. The record is from RefSeq and is a predicted model, not a curated record. Gene Ontology annotation, biological process: fatty acid transport. Gene Ontology annotation, cellular component: nucleus; cytosol. The transcript is spliced from 4 exons. Lineage: Eukaryota; Metazoa; Chordata; Mammalia; Lagomorpha; Leporidae.